Brachypodium distachyon (stiff brome) is the source of this 5843-nucleotide messenger RNA. Its product is annotated as probable LRR receptor-like serine/threonine-protein kinase At4g29180. Lineage: Eukaryota; Viridiplantae; Streptophyta; Magnoliopsida; Poales; Poaceae. The coding region runs from base 2612 to 5488 and encodes 958 amino acids. The transcript is spliced from 14 exons. The record is from RefSeq and is a predicted model, not a curated record. Gene Ontology annotation, biological process: protein phosphorylation. Gene Ontology annotation, molecular function: ATP binding; protein binding; protein kinase activity.
AGAAGGGAAUGGUCAGGUCAAUCUUACUUAUACUUGAUCAGAACAUAUGUAUUUCUGACUUCUCGUUUGUUUACUCUGCGAGUUGACUCCCUGCUUCUAAUUAAGUAACAUGCCAUUCAUUUUUUACUCAAUAGGUAGAUAAAUUCAUGAUUUUUUCUUUUGAUGAACUGCUUUGUGCGCAUCAUUUGUCUCAUGGAAUGGCAGGAUUCACUUCUGAAGUGAAGGCAAACACUCACAAUUUUUCUUUUAACUGAAACGCAAACGAAAGGAAGCAAUCUAUAAAAGGGUGCAUUUUGUUACCAGAUAAGCCAUGAUGCUUGUCCAUCGAGAAUCUUUUUGUGCUAAAUCCAUGGGUGUCACUAUUUGUUUGCUGGGGACAAGCAUUCAUCGACUCACGGACCGAAUGUGUAAUCUUUCUCUUGAUCCUUACGUAUUUUAUUUCUCCUGGAUGUGAAAAGCAUUUUUCCUUUCUGUCAGCCAUUAUUGUUGGGACAGAGGACUUUAUCCCUCCUUUCUUAUCAGUUAUUAUACUAAGCAAAGCAAAAUAUCUGCAGACAUAUACACACCUGCAAUACAGAUGUGCCUAUGCACAUUCUGACACUCAUCUUAUCAGUUAGUUGAGCCUCAUCGAAGCAAAGCUUUUGUGCAUCUAUACUGACUACUUGGAUGUAUUGUGUUGUGAUUAUAUGUUAUACUUAUGCUGUUUUCCUUCAGAAGCAAUAGUUCCACUAUUUUUCUGUUUCUGACACCCUUGUUGAUUUAUAAUUGAAUGACAUGUUACUAAAUGCUGAAUCUCAUUAAUAUUACUCAUUUACUGAAAUUUUGAUACCGUUUAUGCCUUCAUGGAGACGGAAGUUGUAAAAAGACAGACGGAACGUGGACAGCAGGGUCUUGAGGAGUAUUUUAUCUCAUGGCCUAACUUCUCCAUCGCCAUGGAAUUAGUUGCUUUUCGUUUUCUGGAGGUUCCCUCAGCACAAAAUGAUAAAUACAAUUUCUCCAUGACCAAGAGCAAGCCAGGGAGGCAAGGAAGCAGCACUGAUGUGGAGGCCACCAACCUGCAAUCUUGCAGCCCACUUUGUGGCCACUCACCACCUUUUUUAUCCUGGCAUCUUACUUUAAGGCUCCCCAUACAACUGCAAUCAGGUUUUGUAUCUGAGCUAUCUUUGCUUGCUAUAGCUUGCAUGGCUUGGGCAGGAACAAUGCACUGUCUUUAGGACACUGAUCAGUCAUCAUCAGUGUGGUGACAAUUAAGUUCCUGUUCUCGUGUCCAUCAAAUGCAUCACCCAUGUCAAGUCCUUUUCUCAGAUAUGUGCACCUCAUAAAUCCUUUGGCAUGAUGCUCCUUGGCCUCAGGGAAGAAAGCUGAAGAAUUUCCUGAAACUAGAGGCUUGGACUCGCUAAGUGUUUCUUGUCUCCUUUUUUUUCUAACUCCUUUUUGCUAGUACCCAGAAGAUCACCUUUAUAUUGCAAAAAAUGAUGCAUACUUUCCAACUUUCCAUCAUACAUUGUGCUACUGCAGUCUAACAAAAAGUUGAAUUUUACUGUUACCUGAGAAAAUAAUUGGUGAAAUGGAAAUACUGAUUGCAUAGCCCAUGACUCUUGCCUUGUGGAUUCUUCCAGGAUGAUGGAAUUAAUUAGGAAAUAUGAGAGUGUCUGGGCCAGAAGAUAAAUCAGAAACAACUAUAUCAAUCACUAGCUUUUCAAAACCAGUAUCAGGAAAGGUGAUCAACCUGAGCGUGGCAGGUGUUCCAUUGCAUUUGGUAGUUGCCUUUGGUGGAUAAGAUGGUGAAAUGGCAUCAGAUUAGGACAUUCGUGCUUUUGCAUGAGCAAAUUUAGUUUAUGUUUCUUUUCUUUUUUCAUUUCUUGUGGUGCACAUAAUAAGCUCCCCAGUUAUCUUGAGUCAUCAACUGCCCUGGAGAUAAUCAGAUAAUCAUGCAUCCUCAUAUGGUGAUGUAGACCGCCAUAAGUUUAUAGACCAUUCAGUUCUUCCAAAGGAUCAAGUUGACAAGCAAUGUGAUCCCGGUGACAACAGCGACAAUGACUGGGGAUGCAGAUAGAACAAAAUAAAACUAAGACGGGGCAUUUCAUCGUUUUUUCUGAUUAAAACCACCCAAUUUCUCUUGGAUGAUUUGUUCUCUCUCCUCUCAAAGGGUAAGUGGGGGAGCUCUUGGAGGCCAGCCAGCUAAAGGUGGUGAGCAAAAGCAGCAUCCACUGGGUGAUGGAAAAUUAAGGAUAUAUGCUUUAAGCCUGUGAUGGUGAGAUUAUGGAUUGAUGGGACUGCAUGCAGGGGGAGGGGGCACCUGUCAUGCCAUAGGGCUUAGUGGGUGUCAUCCACUUAUCGUUGACGUAAUCGGCCAUUAGCGAGAAAGAUGAUCAAUCACCUUGUUGUGGCCAUGAUUUCUACAUGUGGCCAGUCAUUGUUAGCUGUAAAUAAAGCAGGGAUUUGGUUAAACAGAAGGGAGGAUAUACUCUCAUUUGCCUCUGUUGGAGUAUUAAUUUAUUUACCAGGAGUAGGGCUAGCUAUCUAGUUGUUCCUUGGCUGCUUGUCUGAUGGAGACGAUCACGAUGACACUUGUGGUUUCUGUUUCUUGUUUUUAUUACGCGACGCUGAAAUGGUCAGGUCUUUUCUCUUGCAAUAUUUAAAUUUCUUUAGCCACUCCACAUAUUGGAAACUCAGUCUUAUUUCAUGUCCUGUAGUCUUGCUCUCUUGGCAUAAAUUAAACAGUGAGGCCCUUCAUGGAUAUGCAAGGGGCAGAAAAUAUUAUCAUCUUUCUGAUAUGCCAUCACAAUGGCCAGGUUGUUGGAUGGUUAUGUUGGUGCUGGUGGUUAUGGCUUUAAGCUUCAUUAGCAUCCAUGGUCAGCCAGACAACCAUGGUUUCAUAAGCAUCGACUGUGGAUAUACCGCAAGCAAGGAGUACGUAGAUUCCAGGACAGGUUUAACAUAUGCAAGCGAUGACGGUUUCAUUGAAGCAGGGCUGGUCCACAUCGUUGACCCAGCGAAUUUGCAGCCGGACCUUGCAGUUCGGUACUAUAACCUUCGCUACUUCCCCAGCGGACCACGCAACUGCUACACGUUCCGGUCCCUAACACCGGGUGGCAAGUACCUUGUCAGGGCUGCAUUUGGCUAUGGCGACUAUGACAAACUGAACAGGCUUCCUACCUUUGAUCUCUAUUUUGGGGUUAACUAUUGGACGACGGUGACCAUUGUCAGUUCCAGUACAGCGUAUCUGUUUGAGAUCAUCGCUGUGUCCCCUGCCGACUUCCUGCAGAUUUGUUUGGUGAACACAGGAUCGGGAACUCCUUUCAUCUCAGCACUUGAUUUGAGAACACUUACGGCGAAUCUUUACCCGGAGGCCAAUGUGACACAGUCCCUGGUUUUGCUCAGCUUUUUCCGCGACACGGUUGGUUUUGGGCCCAAUCGUUACCACUUUGGAACAAACUACCAGCACAUCAGGUUCCCGGAUGAUCCCUAUGACCGUAUUUGGCAGAGGUAUGAAGACAUAGCCAGUUGGACAGACUUGCCCAACAAAUCCAACGGGGAAAUCCAGAACCCCCCUAAUGACACCUACGAUGCACCAUCUGCUGUGAUGCGUAGUGCAUCCACUCCAUUGAACGCCUCAACGAUGGACCUAUCUUGGAGUUCGGAUUCAUCCAUGAGUGUCGGUGUCAACCCCACAUACAUUCUUGUACUCUACUUUGCUGAGUUGGAUGAGGGCCAAAAUUUAAGGCAAUUUGACGUCUCUGUGGAUAAUAACCAAUUAGCCUCUGCAUUCAGCCCAAAGUUCUUGCUGACUACUGUUCUAUCAGAGAUUGUGCGAGGCUCGAGUGAGCAUAGCAUCUCCCUCGUGGCAACAUCAAACUCAGUACUUCAUCCUUUGAUCAGCGCGAUGGAGAUAUUCAUGGUGCGGCCAGUAAAUGAAUCUGCCACUGACUCUGUAGAUGCCUGGACCAUGAUGACCAUCCAGACGAACUAUUCUGUGAAGAGAAAUUGGGUGGGUGAUCCAUGUGUCCCUAGAUCUCUUGCAUGGGAUGGCUUGAACUGUAGUUAUACUCCCAGCAGUGCUCCGAGAAUAACAGGCUUAAUCAUGUCAUCCAGCGGUUUGGUCGGUGAAAUCGAUGCUUCCUUUGGUCAGAUAUUAUUGCUCCAGCACUUGGAUCUAUCACACAACAGUCUUUCAGGGUCGAUACCUGAUUUUCUGGGUCAACUUCCAGCACUUAAGUUUCUGGAUUUGUCGGGCAACAACCUCAGUGGAUCAAUUCCUUGUAAUCUGCUAGAAAAAUCUCAGAAUGGGUUGUUGGCACUAAGGGUCGAUAACCCAAACCUACAUGGAGAUUGUGCUCCCAGUCUGAUUGGGAGAAAGAACAAGAUAAAACUUGUACUCAAGAUUGUGCUUCCAGUAGUUGCUGCACUGGUUCUGCUGUUUGUGGCGGUACAUGUAUUUGUUAUUUUACCUAGAAGAAAGAAAAGACCAGAUGUGGCUCCUUCAGCUAAUCUUUUUGAGAACCGGAGGUUCAGUUACAAGGAACUAAAGCGCAUCACAAAUAACUUCAACACUGUAAUUGGAAAGGGUGGUUUCGGUUUUGUCUAUCUUGGCAAAUUGGAGAAUGAAACUCAAGUUGCUGUAAAGAUGCGGUCAGAUACAUCUUCACAAGGGGAUACAGAGUUUUUGGCUGAGGCUCAGCACCUGGCUAGGGUUCAUCACAAGAACUUGGUGUCCUUAAUUGGUUAUUGCAAGGACAAGAAACAUCUAAGCCUUGUCUAUGAGUACAUGGAUGGGGGAAACCUACAAGACCGGCUCGGAGGUCAAGAACCCCUUAGUUGGAUGCAGCGCCUUAAGAUUGCACAGGACUCUGCCUGCGGCCUGGAGUACCUGCACAAAUCUUGCAGCCCGCCGUUGAUCCACAGAGAUGUGAAGACUGGGAACAUCCUUCUUACCAGAAAUCUCGAAGCAAAGUUAUCAGAUUUCGGGCUGACAAGGGCUUUCAGCAGUGAAGAAGCGGUAACACACACCACCACCCAACCUGCUGGUACCCUCGGAUACCUGGACCCAGAGUACUACGCGACCUCGCAUCUAAGCGAGAAGAGUGACGUGUACAGCUUCGGCGCCGUUCUGCUGGUGCUCAUCACAGGCCGUCCCGCAAUCAUCACCAUCAGUGAGACGGUGAAAACCACUGUCGCGCUCUGGGUGGAGGACAGGCUCUCCGAAGGCGACAUUGAGAAUGUGACUGACCCAAGGAUACGAGGGGACUGCGACAUCAACUCGGUGUGGAAAGUGGCGGAGCUGGCUCUGCAAUGCACGCGGCACGCGGCGCGGGACCGGCCGACGAUGACAGAGGUCGUGGAGGGGAUCGGCGAGAGCUUGAUGCUCGAGACCUCGUCGCGCUCCAUGAGGUGCAGCUCGGUUGGGACAGGUGGUUCGGGAUUUGCUGACGGCGACUCCGUCGGUGUGCUCGAGACGGAAGUGAUGGGAGAAACAUCGGCACGGUGACAUGGAGUGUUGCUUACUGUCCAUCUUGAUUUACAUGGAGAAAUAUGAAUCAUUGACUGCAUCAGAUAGAAAUCUGCACUUGAAUUGCUGUUCUUGCAAUGUGAUUAUAUUAUUUGCCAGAGGGCUAAGCAAAAAAGGAAAGAAGAUCUGAUCUGAUGUACUAUAUUUGUACUAGGCAUGCCUUGGCCAGCUGAAAAUCGACAGCUUUAAAUUUGCAGCCGGAGUGCGGUUGCAAAGUAGAAAAUGUUUUGUGUUGCCUAAAACUGGCUUUGCCUGCUUGUGACAACACUAUAUGUGCUUUAGGAUCUCUUUGAUUCAAAAAGUUAUACUAUAUUACUUAAGAAUUUUUCUUACA